CAACCUUUGUAAUGACUAAUGGCUUCCUCCACCUUCAUUUUGUGUUUCCUUGCCUUCUCAUUGCUACUUGGUCUCGUUAGACUGACUAGAGCGUCGAAACUCGAGAUUGAGGAGUUGUCGUGGCUCGAUGAUGACAAGGAUGAGGAGAUCAACAUGGUCCUGGGACGUCACGAUUCACUAAGAAAAUGUGAUUUUGGGUCGGGAAAAUGGGUGUAUGAUCAAACCUAUCCUCUUUACGAUGCAGCCACUUGCCCGUAUCUUAGUACUAGAGUAACUUGUCGAAAAAAUGGGAGGCCCGAUUCUGAUUACGAGAAAUGGAGAUGGAAACCACAUGGUUGUAACAUUCCUAGGUUUGAUGCAUUGGAGUUUCUUGGAAGAAUGAGAAGGAAAAGAAUAAUGUUAGUAGGUGAUUCCAUAAUGAGAAACCAAUGGGAAUCUCUCGUUUGCUUGGUCGAAUCCGUAGUGCCAACUGACCGCAAAACGGUUACUUAUGCAGGCCCAACGAUGGCCUUCCAUGCCCUGGAUUUUGAGACAUCUAUUGAGUUUUGUUGGGCCCCACUUCUUGUUGAACUGAAGAAAGGGCCUGGAAACAGGAGGAUUUUGCAUUUGGAUUUGAUAGAAGAGAAUGCCAAGUAUUGGAGAGCUGCUGAUGUGUUGGUUUUUGAUUCGGCACACUGGUGGACCCACUCUGACAAAUGGACCUCGUGGGACUUGUUGAUGGAGGGAAAGCAUGUAGCCCGGGAUAUGAACCGAAUGGUUGCAUACCAAAGAGGGCUUCGAACAUGGGCUAAAUGGAUCGAUUUGAACCUCGACCCACGUCAGUCCCGUGUCAUAUUUCGUAGCAUGUCACCUCGGCAUAAUAGGGACAAUGGAUGGAAAUGCUACAAGCAAAGGGAACCGUUAGCGUAUGCUAGUCACCCCCAUGUACCUGAAGAGAUGAUGAUUCUUAAAGGCGUGCUAAAAAGUAUGAGAUUUCCUGUUUAUCUACAAGAUAUAACUGCUAUGUCAGCUCUACGAAAAGACGGACACCCAUCUGUUUACACACAAGCUGGUGGAGAUAAAGUCGAGAAACAACACGGGACGGGCCAUGGUUCGGCUGAUUGUAGUCAUUGGUGCCUGCCUGGUGUUCCUGAUAUCUGGAAUGAGAUGCUAAAUGCUAUGCUUUGAAGAUUAAAUAAUUACCGUUGAUGGAUGGUUAGGUUAAUGAAAUUAAAUCACGUGUGGUUUAUUUGGAUUGUAACCUCCCUCUUGUUGGUAGUACUAGUUAAUUAGGUCCGUUUAUUUUAACUAAUAUUUCAAGUUCCGAGUUCUGGUCUCUUAAA
Helianthus annuus (common sunflower) is the source of this 1322-nucleotide messenger RNA. Its product is annotated as protein trichome birefringence-like 36. Bases 19 to 1167 code for a protein of 382 amino acids. The transcript is spliced from 5 exons. The record is from RefSeq and is a predicted model, not a curated record. Gene Ontology annotation, molecular function: O-acetyltransferase activity. Gene Ontology annotation, cellular component: Golgi apparatus. NCBI's taxonomy places the organism in Eukaryota, Viridiplantae, Streptophyta, Magnoliopsida, Asterales, Asteraceae.